GGAAGAGGAUGCCCCCUCCUGGCCGGUUUUGCUGCCCCACGUCCCUCGCGAGGAGCCUCUUUCUCCGAGAGCGCGUUGCCUGGCGUUCUCCUUGCUUCCCAGCCCCUCCAAUCGGGUGCCGGGCUCCUUGGGGGCGUCCCUUCUCUCCGGGUCCCCCGCCCGCGCCCGGCUUGGGGCGCCCCCUCUCCCUGCUUAGGGCGGGCGCCGGAACAGUGUCGCCGGCCGCCUGCAGGUGUCUCCCCACGGAGGGGCGCGCGUCCCUGCGCCGUGGCCGCUGCCAGGCUCCAGCGGCUCCUCGCCGAGGUGCACUCGCGCUCCGGGCUCCGGGCGCGCCGGAGCCGCUCGGCCGCUGCCGCCCGCCCCCCGCGCCCCCCGCGCUCCCCGCGCCGCGCCCUCACCCCGGGGCGGGGGAGGGCAUGGGCCCGCGCGGCGUCCUCCGCCGCCGAUCCAAGGCGCCCGAGCCCCGGGGCGCGGCGGGCAGCGGCCGCUGACGCGGGGCGCCGGCUGCCAACUUCGCGCGCGGAGCUCCCCGGCGGCGCGGGCGGCAUGAAGACGAGCCGCCGCGGCCGAGCGCUCCUGGCCGUGGCCCUGAACCUGCUGGCGCUGCUCUUCGCUACCACCGCCUUCCUCACCACGCACUGGUGCCAGGGCACGCAGCGGGUCCCCAAGCCCGGCUGCGGCCAGGGCGGGCGCGCCAACUGCCCCAACUCGGGCGCCAACGCCACGGCCAACGGCACCGCCGCCCCCGCCGCCGCCGCCGCCGCCGCCGCCGCCGCGGGGAACGGCCCCCCUGGCGGCGCGCUCUACAGCUGGGAGACGGGCGACGACCGCUUCCUCUUCAGGAAUUUCCACACCGGCAUCUGGUACUCGUGCGAGGAGGAGCUCAGCGGGCUCGGUGAAACAUGUCGCAGCUUCAUUGACCUGGCCCCAGCAUCGGAGAAGGGGGUCCUGUGGCUGUCGGUGGUGUCCGAGGUGCUGUACAUCCUCCUGCUGGUGGUCGGCUUCAGCCUCAUGUGUCUCGAGCUCUUCCACUCCAGCAAUGUCAUCGACGGGCUCAAGCUCAACGCCUUCGCAGCUGUCUUCACGGUGCUGUCCGGCCUCCUGGGAAUGGUCGCCCACAUGAUGUACACACAGGUGUUCCAGGUCACCGUGAGCCUUGGCCCUGAAGACUGGAGACCCCACUCCUGGGACUACGGAUGGUCCUUCUGCCUGGCGUGGGGGUCCUUUACCUGCUGCAUGGCAGCCUCCGUCACCACACUCAACUCCUACACCAAGACGGUCAUUGAGUUCCGGCACAAGCGCAAGGUCUUUGAGCAGGGCCAUCGGGAGGAGCCAACCUUCAUAGACCCUGAGGCCAUCAAGUACUUCCGGGAGAGGACACCACCCACACAUGGGAGAUUCCUGGCCGCGGAGCUCCGCUCACGAGAUGCCGGAGCUGAACCGUCAGUGCUGGGUCCUGGGGCACUGGGUGUGACCGAGACCCAGCCUGGCCCCCGGACCUCAGACGGUCGUCGGAACCGGCCCCCUGCCAGAAGACCACCGGUCUGGCGCCCCUGGAGACCCGGCCCGUGUGCUGUGAACUGAUCCAGCCUGUGUGGGAGACGCAGGCCUGCCCUUCCCACCGCUGUCUGGGGCUCAGGGCCCUGGCAAUGGAGCCGGGGUGGCCUGAGGGAAUGCGCAGGGCUGCGCACGGCGACUCUGGGACAGCAGCUCCUGACCCUUGCUGCCGUCACAUGCGGCGCCCUGUUUGGUGCAGCUGGGACGCCAGGAGAGGCAAGGUCAUCGGCCACUGAGAGCCGGCCAGGAAGUUCAGGAGGGGCCCUGCAGUCGCGAGGCAGGGAGUGGGUGGGGCCUCCCGGCGCUGGCUCCGCAGGGGGGGAGGGGGUCACACAGCAGGCACAUGGCAGGGCCACAAUAAAUGCUUGUUGAACCUGU
Messenger RNA from Leopardus geoffroyi (Geoffroy's cat), 1935 nucleotides. RefSeq names its product GSG1 like (gene GSG1L). The transcript is spliced from 6 exons. Bases 547 to 1584 code for a protein of 345 amino acids. Gene Ontology annotation, cellular component: plasma membrane. The record is from RefSeq and is a predicted model, not a curated record. Lineage: Eukaryota; Metazoa; Chordata; Mammalia; Carnivora; Felidae.